AUGUCAUCCGACUACAAUAUCACCAUCCCCCACCCUCACCCACCCUCAGCCACCCUCACCCACCAUCCCCCACCCUCAGCCACCAUCACCCACCAUCCCCCACCCUCAGCCACCAUCCCCCACCCUCACUCACCCUCACCCACCCUCAGCCACCCUCAACCAUCCACCCUCACCCACCCACCCUCACCCACCCACAGCCACCCUCAGCCAACCUCAGCCACCAUCCCCCACCCUCAGCCACCAUCACCCACCACCCCCACCCUCAGCCACCAUCCAUCACCCACCAUUCCCCACCCUCAGCCACCAUCACCCACAAUCCCCCACUCUCAGCCACCAUCACCCACAAUCCCCCACCCUCAGCCACCAUCACCCACCACCACCCACCAUCCCCCACCCUCAGCCACCAUCCCCCACCCUCACUCACCCUCACCCACCCUCAGCCACCCUCAGCCACACUCACCCACCCUCAGCCACCAUCCCCCACCAUCCCCCACCCUCACCCACCCUCACCCACCCUUACCCACCCACAGCCACCCUCAGCCACCAUCCCCCACCCUCAGCCACCCUCACCCACCAUCCCCCACCCUCACCCACCCUCACCCACCCUUACCCACCCACAGCCACCCUCAGCCACCAUCCCCCACCAUCACCCACCAUCCCCCACCCUCAGCCACCAUCCCCCACCCUCACUCACCCUCACCCACCCUCACCCACCAUCCCCCACCCUCACCCACCCUCACCCACACUCACCCACCCUCAGCCACCCUCACCCACCAUCCCCCACCAUCCCCCACCCUCACUCACCCUCACCCACCCUCAGCCACCCUCAGCCACACUCACCCACCCUCAGCCACCCUCACCCACCCUCACCCACCCUCACCCACCCUCACCCACCCACAGCCACCCUCAGCCACCACCCCCACCCUCAGCCACCCUCACCCACCAUCCCCCACCCUCAGCCACCCUCACCCACCCUCAGCCACCAUCACCCACCAUCCCCCACCCUCAGCCACCAUCAGCCACCCUCAGCCACCCUCAGCCACCAUCACCAACCCUCACCCACCCUCAGCCACCCUCACCCACCAUCCCCCACCCUCACCCACCCUCAGCCAGCCUCACCUACCAUCAGCCACCCUCAGCCACCAUCCCCCACCAUCCCCCACCCUCAGCCACCAUCCCCCAUCAUCAGCCACCAUCCCCCCACCCUCAGCCACCAUCCCCCACCAUCAGCCACCAUCCCCCACCCUCAUCCACCCUCACCCACCCUCACCCACCCACAGCCACCCUCAGCCACCACCCCCACCCUCAGCCACCAUCACCCACCAUCCCCCACCCUCAGCCACCCUCACCCACCCUCAGCCACCAUCACCCACCAUCACCCACCCUCAGCCACCAUCACCCACCCUCAGCCACCCUCAGCCACCACCCCCACCCUCAGCCACCAUCACCCACCAUCCCCCACCCUCAGCCACCAUCACCAACCAUCACCAACCCUCACCCACCCUCAGUCACCCUCACCCACCAUCCCCCACCCUCACCCACCCUCAGCCAGCCUCACCCACCAUCACCCACCCUCAGUCACCAUCAGCCACCCUCCCCCACCCUCAGCCAACAUCACCAACCAUCACCCGACCUCAGCCACCAUCACCCACCAUCCCCCACCCUCACCCACCCUCACCCACCCUUACCCACCCACAGCCACCCUCAGCCACCAUCCCCCACCAUCAUCAUUUACCAUCAGCCACCCUCAGCCACCAUCACACACCCUCAGCCACCAUCCCCCACCAUCCCCACCCUCAGCCACCAUCCCCCAUCAUCAGCCACCAUCCCACCACCAUCAGCCACCAUCCCCCACCCUCAGCCACCAUCCCCCCACCCUCAGCCACCAUCCCCCCACCAUCAGCCACCAUCCCACCACCAUCAGCCACCAUCCCACCACCAUCAGCCACCAUCCCCCACCCUCAGCCACCAUCCCCCACCAUCCCCCACCCUCAGCCACCAUCCCCCAUCAUCAGCCACCAUCCCACCACCAUCAGCCACCAUCCCCCACCCUCAGCCACCAUCCCCCACCCUCAGCCACCAUCCCCCACCAUCAGCCACCAUCCCCCCACCAUCAGCCACCAUCACCCAUCAUCACCCACCAUCCUGCACCGUCAGCCACCAUCCCCCCACCCUUAG
Messenger RNA from Oncorhynchus keta (chum salmon), 2178 nucleotides. RefSeq lists its product as uncharacterized. The record is from RefSeq and is a predicted model, not a curated record. Bases 1 to 2178 code for a protein of 725 amino acids. The transcript has a single exon. NCBI's taxonomy places the organism in Eukaryota, Metazoa, Chordata, Actinopteri, Salmoniformes, Salmonidae.